Messenger RNA from Lytechinus pictus (painted urchin), 6220 nucleotides. RefSeq lists its product as uncharacterized. Lineage: Eukaryota; Metazoa; Echinodermata; Echinoidea; Temnopleuroida; Toxopneustidae. The record is from RefSeq and is a predicted model, not a curated record. The transcript has 4 exons. Bases 1432 to 4413 code for a protein of 993 amino acids.
UGUAAAAUGUAACAUCUUAGACAUUUGACCACCAAUUAUUCUCCAAGAAAUAUAACAAUGCAUUCCUAUAUUGUGCUUAUUUUCUGACAAUUAUAUGGUGAAUUAAAUGGAUGAUAAGACGAAAGUUGAAUUGUCUCAUGUUUUUAUUUUUGAGUGUGUAAGCGUUGAUGUCUCAUGGAAAAAAUGAGUAAAAAUUGUGACAAGAAAUUUUAUGAUACAUAAUGUCACUCUACCCUAAAUAUUAGACAAGGCAUAUGGCUCACAUUCAUGGAAAUUAUGAAGCACACUUAUACCAACAUCACAUCGCUAAACAUACUCUUUGAAUGUGACAGACUUCAUGCAGAACCCCAUUGAAAAACUUAGACCACGACGUUACACGCAAAGUCCGCCAAAUUGUUUUUUGUAACGUUGUUAUUACUCACCAGAAUAACAAAAAUUUGAACACAUUUUAGACAAAUUGCUCUGGAAUAUAACUUACAAACAUUGGUUAAUAUGAUAUGAAAAACUAAGGGUCCGUGCGAGUUCAUAAAAUAAAACAAUUUGCCAAAAUUAUCGGGAGAGUACGCUCGAAGUCCGUGGCUAUUUUGUAACGUCGUAUUUGAAAUCGCGACGAUGAGGACAUGGAAAUGCGGACUAGCUUCAUUUGUGUGUGCUGAAGUUAUCGGCAAACAAUUUAUUUAGGCAUGAAGAGCGUUCAAAGUAGUCUGCCAACUCAGCUUUUCAGCGGCGAGCCCGUAUUCUGUUGCUGUCCUAAGUAACGCCGUAAUAAUUUUCCUCGCAUUUUCGCUGUUAAUUCCCAGAAACUGGUGAGUGUAUUGCUGAUUUUUUUGUCUUUAUACUACAGGACUAACGUCAAUUUGUUUUUGAAUUAUUUGAUGAGUUAUUUUGAAAGUUAUUGCACCGAAAUAUGGUCAAAUAUCAUUUGUGUUGUCCCACAUAUAGAUUUUUUUGUUGGAAAAAUACAAGCCAACUGGAAAUGACGUUUCCCAUUCCCAAGGCGAAACAUAAUAUUUUGGUAAAGUUAUCAUUAUUUCCAAUAUCCCGAGAGUUGCAAAAUGUGUAUAUUUAAGAAUUGAAAUGCUCAUAGAAGCGAGAUUUUUUAAAGGAAAUGUUUCAAAUUUGAGACAGUUUGGGGUCAGGCCCUAGGCCAAAUUUUUUUUUUUUUUUUUUUUUUUUUUUUUUUUUUUUUUUUUUUUUUUUUUAACUUCUCAAUCUCAUCUCGUGUGUAGUUUGAAGCAGUAAUUAGCCUAGACCGGUAUUUUCAACCUUAAAAUUAAAUGAGUAGGCCUAAAUGAAAUGUCAAAUUACAAUAUUAAUAAUCAACUCGAAGUAGACUGAAGAAAACUGAAAAAAACUUACAUCCUGCAUGUUCAGAUCGUUAGUAAUGCUCCCUAGUGUGGAACCAAUCCUGUUGUUAGUCAUAAAUAUGUCAUGUGUAAUCUCAUAUUUUGUGUUAAUUUUUUUCAGUCUGGAUGCUUGAAAACAAUGGCUCCUGUGCGACGGCCUUUAAGGAUCUUGUUGGGAACAGAGAAGAAAAUUGAAAAACCAUCGCCUAGCCCUAGACAAGAUGUAAGAAGAUCACUAAGAGCAAAUGGAAAGAAACCUGAUGAUUCCAUAGAUACAGAACCAUCAACAUCCAAACAAGGUGACAACUGGAGAACAAGAAUGAAGAAAAACAACCCAAAGAAAUAUGAAGAAAGGAAAGCGCAAGAUUGCCUGUACUCAAAGCUGAGGAAUGCAUCCUUGAAUGAUGAUGAGAAGGAAAGACGGCGGGUGCUUACAAGAGAGAGAGUCAAGCGAUUCCGACAGAAAAAGAAAGAAAAAGAGGAAGGAGAGAAGGGGAAAUCAAAACAGACAAAAUCCAAGAAAGGAAAGAAGCAAGAGGAAGAGAAAAUCACUGAGCAAAGGAGAAAAUGGGCUGGGGAAAAAAGGAAGCAAAGAGAGCUUUGGUCAACAUCAAAGAGAGAAGAAGUUAACCUGAGAGCACGGAUGAAGAGAAGUCAUGACAAAGAGGAACUUCAGCAGCAGAGAAAAGAAAAGAUUCAAAGGGAAAAGAAACAGAUGAUGCUGAAAAUAGCUGCAAAGCAAGAAGAAGAAAGAAGAAAAAAAGUAGAGGAAGAUGAGAAAGCUCUUGAGCAGCAAGAGCAACAGCUAGCACUUGAUAAAUCCUGCACGCCAGUUGAUGACACGCCACGCUCAAAAGAGGCAAGGAGAAAGUCCCUUUCAAGAGCCAGGUCAACCAUCUCCAUAAGUCCAAAGAUAUUUGCAGCAACCAUUGAAGAUCUCAUUGAGUAUGCAACUCCUAGGAAAAAAAAGGCCCUUGAACACUGCGGCCUUCGUGCAUCGGGAAGUAAAGAACAUAAUUCCUUAAACACAAAAUUGGCUGAGAAUGUGGCUGCAAGUCUAAAAGAUAACAAGCAAAAAAGAGAUAAAUGUUCACGGACCUCAAGACGUAGUGUUGCAUCAACAUUGUUCAAGGUAAAACUACCCAAGAAACAAGUGAAGACUUGCGCACAAUUUUCGACAACGCCGAAAUAUCUUAAGGCUUUAAGUAAAAGUGAUCUCGAGGAGGACAAAUAUCGCAACCCGUUUGCUAUCAAACAAGAUGUCAAGAAAAGUGUGCGGGAAUUCUAUGAGACUAAUUCCCUUCAACUACCCAACAAGAAGGAUAUUAGCAAGAAGACUUUCCAAAAAACAUCAGUGCUGCAGAUGCCCAUAAAUGAAAUAUACAACAAAUUCAAGUCUGCAAAUCCUGAUGUCAAAAUAGGAAUAUCAUCAUUCAAAAUGCUCAGACCACAACACGUCAAAUUAAUGAGUACAAGGAAAAUGGCAGCUUGCUUGUGCGAGUAUUGUACAAACCUGGAAUUGAAGCUCAGCGUUCUAAAUAAAAUCAAUAAAGCUGAACCAAUCAAAAACAUGUAUGAACUGAAUAAGCUGACAUUAUGCAAGAGACCCACUGACGUGAAAUACGAUGCACCCAAGUGCUACAGAAGAGAAUGUAGUGAAUGUGGUGUCCAGCUUUUGAAGAACCAUCUCCAGCCUCUGGAAGCCAUGCUUGAGAAGACACUGGAAUGGACAAGAUGGGAAAUGGUACAAUCAUCUACUGGUGAUAAGAGGAUGCAACUAGUCACCAAGAAGGGAACUGUGGGAGAAUUGGUGGAAGAAAUCCUGAAGGAAGCUCACCCACAUGCUCGCCAUCUACAUAACUGGUGGUGGCAGCAUCACCAGUACAUGAAGCUAACCAAAGACCCGCCUCCAGAAUCUGUUGUUGCCGUGCUUGACUUUGCGGAAAACUAUUCCUGCUUAUCCCAGAAUGAAGUACAAGCUGCUCACUGGUGGCAUAACCAAGCGACAGUCCACCCCAUCGUUGCCAACUACAGAUGCCCCUGCCAUGACAGAGUAAUCACGCACUCAAUGGUCUAUAUAACAGACGACAAGAAGCAUGAUCACCAUGCAGUCCAAGCCUUCUUUAUGCACAGCUUAGAAAACCUAACUGUUAACCAUGGCAUAAACAUUGGGAAAAUGUACCGCUUCAGUGAUGGAUGUGCCUCGCAAUACAAAUCCAAGGGGCCCUUUCUGGAUGUAGCAAAUUGUCACAUCCCCACAGAGCACCACUUCUUUGGAUCCAGACACGGAAAGGGUCCAUCAGAUGGGGAGUCUGCAGUGGUCAAGCAACAUGCCACUGUGGCGGUGAAAAAUGGCACUGCUGUCAUCCCAACAGCUGAGGCGCUCUUCCAGUAUCUGAAAGAAGCAGUCACAAAGGGAGAGCAAGAAUGUGUCCCUUUUCGAAGGGAAAUAUUCUAUAUAACAAAGGACAAAAUCCAAAGAGAGAGACCUGUCCCCAAGAAGGCCGUGAAGGGCACACGGCUGCUCCACUGCCUUAAAAGCUCAGGCAUCGACUCACCAACCAUCAGUUGGAAGUUCCUGUCGUGUUUCUGCAGUGCAUGUCUUUCAACUGGACUCUGCCAAAACGUGGAUCACACUGGUUCCUGGAAGAGUGUGAAACUGGAAAUUCAAGGAGGGAAGACCAUGACAGAUCUCGAUGUUCAUCCAAGGCCAGGUUUCGAGGAAGAGACUUCUACACAAGCAUCCGAUGAUGAGACGGAACAAAUUGAUGAAGAGACAAUGACAGCUCAAGAUGCCCAUCAAGGGCCAACUUUCCAGGACUUUGUCACUGUGCAACUGGCUGUAGAGGGAAAGAAGAAAGCAUCUGACCAAUUUUUUGUUGCACAGGUAGUGACUGUGGAAGGCAACAACCUCCGACUGCAGUACAUGAAGCAGCAAGGAAGAUUAUACACUUGGCCAGCAGGAGAACCGCAGUAUUUCCUUCACCCUCUCAGUGAUAUUGUCCGAACAUUGCCAUCUCCAGAACCAGUGAUGAUGGGAUCAAGAGUCUUUUUUAAAUUCCCCUAGGACACAAAACAGUACAAUAUUUUAGAACCAAACAUUCAUUGAACUCUAUGCAGAUUUAUGCAUUAUAUUUCAUGUCUUUCAUCUAGACCAAAAUAGUUGUGCAUCUCAUGAAAACAACUCAGCACUUUGCAUUAACUUUGCAAUUUAGUGUGUGAAAAUUACUGCUGUUUAACUUAAAUAUAUGUGUGAUAAAGAAUAGAUUUACCAAGAUUUACAUAACCUUGUAUGUUGCUUGUCAUCAUUCUAUGCAAACUGUGUGCUACUUCAUACCAAGUUCAGUAUAUAAUUCACUGUACAUUAUGUAAUGAUAUAUGCAAUUUGUAAAUGCAAUACUCACCUGAAGUGAAUGCACUACUCACCUUUAACAUACCGAUUGUGUCUACACUUUACUGUACUGCACAUAUUUGGAGAAAUAAUGUUUCAGAAAGAUUUUGUUGUAAAUACCAUUCGUUCAUGGAGCAUAUCAAGUUCAUUGUAUUAUGUCAUCAUAAGAUUGAACAAAGAGGGCUAAAAGAAUAUUGGAAAUUAUUUUGCAGAUCUUGGCUGACUUUUCUAAAUGAUCCUGACUUAAUAUUGCCAGUAAAGCUUUGAAAAACGAGUUCCGUAUUACCAGGGAGCAAUUAUUACCAUAAAUGCACUAAGUUACAGGGACAUGAAGUCCAUGUAACGUAGUUAAUAAGAUAUCUAUGUCAAUGAAUAAAAUGUGUGCGAUGUUUUUUUUUCUUUCAUUAUUAUUUUGUAAAAAAACAUGUUUCAAUGGGUCUGUAAAAUGUAAGAUAGUUAAUACAUGUAUUCAAAGAAAUUUUUUUUUUACCACAGAAAUGAUAGCAUUAUAUCUAAGAGCUGAUUCAUAUUCAAGUAUUUCAUUCAUCAGUGAUUAUUUUUUACCAGUAAGAUUAUGUUGUUUUCAUCUUUUGAGGGUAAUUAUUGUUUACUCAUAUAAUCAAAGUAAUUUUCAAGCAAAAAAACAAGUAAAAGCUUUGAAAACAAUGAGUUCUGUAACCAGAGAGCAAUUAUUGCCUUAAUUGCACUACGUUACAGGGACGUGAAGUCCAUGUAACGUAGUUAAUAAGAUAUAUUGUCAAUGAAUAAUAUGUGUGCUAUGUUUCUGUUUCUUUCAUUAUUAUUUUGUAAAACAAAACAUGUUUCAGUUGGUCUGUAAAAUGUAAGAUAGUUAAUACAUGUAUUCAAAGAAAAUCUUUUUUUACCACAGAAAAGGUAGCAUUUUAUCUAAGAUGCUGAUUAAUAUUUAAGUAUUUCAUUCGUCAGUGAUUAUUUUUUACCAGUAAGAUUAUGUUGUUUUCAUCUUUUGAGUGUAAUUAUUGUUUACUCAUAUAAUCAAAGUAAUUUUCAAGCAAAAAACAAGUAAAAGCUUUGAAAACAAUGAGUUCUGUAACCAGAGAGCAAUUAAUUGCCUUAAUUGCACUACGUUACAGGGACGUGAAGUCCAUGUAACAUAGUUAACAAUAACAUCUAUUGUCAAUGAGUAAAAUGUGUGCUACAUUUUGUUUUUCUUUCAUUUUUGGGGGGAAUAAUAUGAUUCAGUGGGUCUAUAAGAUGUAAGCUGGUUACUAUUUACAAAAGAUUUUCAUACCACAGAAAAGAUACAAUAUAUACUUAUGAUACUGAUUCACGUUCAAGUAUUCCAUUCAUCAACGAUUACCUUAUUUUACCAUUAUGAUUAUGUUGUUUUCAUAUUUUGAAUGUAACUAUUGUUUGCUCACAUAACCCUAGUAAGUUGGAGAAAAAAAAAUUGGAAAAAAUCCAUGUUUUAUAACCUUACAGUUGAAAAUAAAAUAGUUAUUAG